This is a messenger RNA of Plutella xylostella (diamondback moth), 1666 nucleotides long. RefSeq names its product dynein regulatory complex subunit 5. Gene Ontology annotation, molecular function: protein binding. The record is from RefSeq and is a predicted model, not a curated record. Lineage: Eukaryota; Metazoa; Arthropoda; Insecta; Lepidoptera; Plutellidae.
AUUCUGCUACAUAUUAAUUGGAUAUCUAUUUCAUUAUUUUCUCCAAAUAAAAUUAAGUACCCCUCCAAUUUCUACCAACUUCAACCACUAAAGCCAUCUUCAACCCCGUCAUCACAAUGAAGCUACCGUACGUAGUAUCCUCCAACACUCGGGAGGUGUACGCCACCUCAUCCCUAAUGAAGGAAUCCCUCGGGGAAGCCUCUCGGAGGGUCAUCGCUGAAGACUUCGAGUGGGAGGAGGCCGUCACCCCCCCGCCCCUCUCGUACCUCGCCGUCGUCGCCCUCUCACAGAUGUUCGAGAGGCUCAACCCCCUUGAUAGCAUCCUGCAGAAAGAUCGGGAUCUUCUGAUGGAUUUGUACCCGGAUAGUAUUCCGUUGAAGUUCAGUGUGCCUUUGAUUGAGGACGAACAUUACUGGAAACGAUGCCUGAAUUCCAAGUUCCCGACACAAAAGGAACUAGGGAUCACAUUUUACAAGGGACGGUAUCUAUCUAUGUGUCUCCAAGAACACUUAGAAAAUGCCAAUCCUGAUGUUUUUGUAGAAGAUGACGCUCUGGAAUUGAUUACAUUAGUAAGUCCACAUAUUUACGAGCUGAAGCUGAGGCAGCUGCGCAUGGUUCGCCAGCCGCGGCCGCCGCCGCUUACUGACGAGGUCGUCGACCGCUGCCCCUGGAGCGUCCCCGCCGUCCACCACCACAUCCCGCUAGAGCUGGUCCUCAACCAACUACACAACCUCAAGGAACUGACACUCGUCUUCGGAGUCAACAACCUCGAAGAGAACUACGAGCCCAGACUCUUCGAGCUCUCCAUCGCAGAUUGCGAGUCGCUCUGCAUCGGAUUAGAAAACCUACAACACUUCAGAGCACUCCGAAUCAAUCGGAGCAACCUGGAUUGUUCCAAAGUGAAGGUUAUUCUGCAGCGGCUAGUAAAAAAAGAGAGUAUAGAGGAGCUAGAUUUCAAUCAUUGCAAGAUUGGCGACCACGGGAUGAAAGCGUUGGGGGGGUUUAUUUCUCUACACAACAAUAUAAAAGUGGUCCGUAUCGCCAACAAUCGGUUCGGGGCGGUCGGGGCGCGGGGCCUGGCGUACGCUCUGCAAAUGAAACCAGCCGCUCCAAUUGAACUCAUCGACUUGAGCCUGAACCAGCUGUGUCUGGAGAGUGCCUGCGCGCUGGCCGCCGCGCUGGUGCGGUGCCGCGAGAAACCGCAGGCCCUACUGCUCAACGCUUGCGGGUUGGAAGGCGCUUCGGCGGAAAAAAUAGUGGGUCUCCUGGGCCUUAACCGGGGGCUGACGCGGCUGGACCUGGCUGCCAACGACCUGUCCGGGGCGGAGGAGACCCUGCUCGACGCGCUCGACCAGAACCGACGCCUGCUGAAGAUGGACCUGCGGAGCACCGGGGUGUCAGAAGAAACAGAGCAGAAAGUGAGCGAGCUACUGGAUCGCAACCGGCGGCUGAUCGGUCAGGAGACGGAGCCGAGUGAGGAGAUACCGCCUCUGUACCUCAACCAGCCGGAGUACCUGGUGUGGGAGUACCACCCCGACAACCCGGACCACAUCCCGGGCAGGUACCCGCCCAGGGUGCCCGAGGUCUGAUGCCCGGGAUAAAACUGUCGUAUUGUUAUUCUGGCAAGUUAUCGUUUUUCAUAAAUAAUAUAUUGUUAUUCUGGCAA